This is a messenger RNA of Thermothielavioides terrestris NRRL 8126, 1339 nucleotides long. RefSeq lists its product as uncharacterized. Bases 91 to 1125 code for a protein of 344 amino acids. NCBI's taxonomy places the organism in Eukaryota, Fungi, Ascomycota, Sordariomycetes, Sordariales, Chaetomiaceae. The transcript has 2 exons. The record is from RefSeq and is a predicted model, not a curated record.
CCCGUCCUCAUUGCUCCUGUUACUACUGUUGCUUUUGGUAUUUUGCGCCCACAUUGCGGUUAGAUUCGCGCCUUCACACCUGGACGCGACAUGGCAACCCCGGGCACGCAAGCGCCCGCAUCGGAGCCGCUGGAGACCCUGGACGUGGUCGAGACGCCAACGUCGCCGUCGUCAGGCUUGGCCCGGUCCCGUUUUGAAUUCGAAACUGGCAGGGGCAACGAGGGCACCAAGAUCCUCAUGGUCGAGUGGGAUGACGUGGCGCCGAGGCAAGACGGCAGUUCCGAGCCACGAGCGGCAGGUAGCGACUGGGAAGUGUCAUGGGAGGGCAAGGGGGACGUGCUUCCGAUCCGCGAUGUAGAUCCCGAUCCCGAUAGCAACGCACACCGCAUCUACUUCCUCCUCCCCCCGGGCGCACCUAUUCCUGCACUGGUCAGCAUCGCGCGCAAGGGCGGCAGUGGCGGAACCGGGAGCGAGGCGGGCAUGAUACUGCGGACCAAACCGAUGCCAGCCAUCUUCCCCGCGGAGUUGGCGAGCAAGCAGGACGCCGGCCGGCGCGGCGUGCUCCACACGAUAUGGGCAAGGUUGCGUCUGGCGGAGUUGCAGGCCGAGAUUGCGGCCGAGAUGAGGGCCAACGGCGAGAGCGUGGGCCUCGAGAUGGCCUUGCAAGAGCGCCAAUGGAUUAUCGACCACUUUGGGCUCGCGCCAGGCCUGGGCAUGCCACGACCGACGAAGCUCCAUAUCCCACAGAGCUCAACGGGCCCAGCAAGCCCAAGGAGUCCCAUGGGCGGCCGGUUGGGGGAGAAGCUUAGGGGCCUCAAGCUCGCAACCAGUCCCGCGGAACUAGCCGCUGGUAGUCAAGCUGCACAGAAUACGCAUACGGCACAGAAGCACCAUCAUACUGCGUCAGCACCCUCUGCUAUCACGGGCGAUUCUGUCUCCAGACCGGCGGCCUCGGGCGGUAGCGGCGGCCUCGCGUCCUUGGAUGCCAUGGUGGAGAGCGGUCAUGCUGCGGCUCCUGCUCUCGCGGCCGCGGGGUCAGACGAUACCAAUGAGGAAGACUUGUUCGCUCUUCCUAUGAGCCCUCGCAGCCCGGAGAUGAAGAGGAGUCCCUUCAGCCUCUUAUAGAUGCCUGUAGUGUCUACUCGUGGACACCGGGGGCCGUCGUUGACCCCGGGUUGCUCCCGGGCAGACUCCUUGGGGAGGAGGACAAGUAUUGGCUGCCUUCGUAUCGGAGCGCCGCUACGGAGUAGUCGAGACGGCGGGGUGUCUUAGUUGACAGAAAGUAAUUGUAUGGGGUAGAGAGGGUGUUAAAAACCUUCCCCUGAGGGCCAGUCGGCUG